AUGGGUGGCCUCCUAGCAGCUGAAGCCGCCCUCGACCCCUCUCUCAACCCCAGUGGCCAGCCUAAGAGGGUCAUCGGGGUCAUCGCCUUCGAUACCCCCUUCCUCGGAAUGCAUCCACACGUUGUCAUCAGCGGCAUAGCUUCCCUCCUUCCAAAGAGCGACGAGAAAGAAAAGGAACGAAAGAAGCCAGCUAAAUCAGAGAAAGAACUCAACCAGCAUCCUGAAGUGCACGUUGUGGAGCCCAAAGUCACGGAUGAUUGGGAAGCGUUCAAGGAGAAGAUACACCGCAAGUCGAGGCCGCGGUCGUGGCAACCGUCUCUGGAUCCCCAGUCGUACCUGGAUAUCCCUCCCCGGGGACCUUCACCUUCCCCGUCUUCGCCCCCACAAGAUACCGCGUCAUCCAUUUCCGGGACUUCUUCAUCCCAAUCAAAUUCCCGCCGCUCACCGUCCCCGUUCUUCGAUCGCGCACUUGAUUUUGUGGCCUCCUACACGGACCCAGAUGAUCCCCUCAUCCGAUGGUUCCGCAAACACUCUGACGACCCUCUCCGCGCCACUAAACGCUGGAUUCUGGAAAAGUUCCAAUUUGGAGGAUGUAUGUUCGAUCCUUCGGGAUUGAAAUCUCGGUACUUGAGGCUCGUCGACUGGGAAGGGGGGCUGUGGGUCAACUACUGGACAUUGACUGUACCCAAGGACGGCGAUAGUGAACAUGGCCACGACGAAGCCAACGACAAGGCACUGGAAGCAGCAGGCAUGCUUCCACCCAAGGAAGAAAGUCGCAAGAGGAACAAGUUGCACAAGGCUCCGAAGCCAGAGGAUAUCCAGAAGCAGAAGCAGAAGGAGAAAUCCAUGUCGUCAGGCCAUCAUUUUGUCGUUUUGCCUACGAGUUCGACGUUAGACUUUGACUUUGGUGGGAUGGAGCGUUGGGAGAAGGUGUUGAUCGCUGGUGUGGAUGAUGAGGUGGAGGCGCAUACAGGUUUGUUCAAGGCAUCGUCUAAUUUGGAUUAUGAUGCCUUUGUGGAUAGGGUGGCGGAUCGAGUCAUGGGGUGGUGUCAGCAUUUGCAUCUGGGAGUGUAGAAAGGCGUAGAAUGACGCUCGUCGGAUAUACCAAGUGGCGAAAGCCUGGAAUUGGGGAACGUUGACGAACGAUCUCUAUUUUCCUUGCCUAUCUGGUGUAACCAUUUAACCUUCGUCAGCCUGGUGCUCAAUCGUUAUCGAAUAAACGAAUAUCCUUCCUC
Molecule: messenger RNA, 1235 nt
Organism: Coprinopsis cinerea okayama7#130
Lineage: Eukaryota; Fungi; Basidiomycota; Agaricomycetes; Agaricales; Psathyrellaceae
Exons: 2
Coding region: 1-1074 (357 amino acids)
Source: RefSeq, a predicted model, not a curated record